GCAAUUCUUCUCUUAGAGCGAUGUCACAUUAUCAUGAACUUAUUCUUUGGUCUAACUUUUAUUCUAUUAAACUCUGCUCAUUGCUUUUACCCAAAAAGACUCAAUAUUUCUGCUGCAACGGGCGAUUCAGAUUGGUCUUUAGCUGGAGCUACGUGGUAUGGCAGCCCCACCGGCUAUGGAAGCGACGGUGGAGCGUGUGGUUAUAAAAAUGCUGUCGCACAAGCUCCGUUUUCGUCCAUGGUAUCAGCCGGAGGUCCGUCGUUGUAUAAGUCGGGGAAAGGUUGUGGCGCAUGUUAUCAGAUAAAAUGCACUUCGAAACCAGCGUGUUCAACGAACCCGGUUACGGUAGUGAUUACAGAUGAAUGUAAAGGAUGCGUCACAGAAUCGGUUCAUUUCGAUUUGAGCGGUACAGCGUUUGGUGCACUGGCGAGUUCUGGUCAAGAUAGUUGAGUGCAACUAUAUUGGCGAAACGGUGACGUUUCACGUGGAAAAUGGUUCAAACCCCUACUCCUUCGCGGCUUUGAUUGAGUAUGAAGACGGAGACGGGGAGAUCGGCCUAGUUGAACUCAAACAAGUUUUAGAUUCGGACACAUGGCUUCCGAUGAGCCAAUCAUGGGGUGCGGUGUGGAAGCUUGACGUGACGUCACCUUUACGGGCUCCACUGUCUCUCCGGUUGACUAAUCUAGACUCCGGCGAGACCGUUGUGGCUUCUGAUGUUAUUCCGGCCGGUUGGGAGCCCGGUGAAAAGUAUAAAUCGAACGUAAACUUUCAAGUCUAGCUGUACUCACGAGUCACGAGUCGAGUAAUAUCUAGUAGAAGUUAUCUUCGUUCGUUACAUGUUUGCUAACCUUAAAUAAGCAUGCAGCUAUGUUGGUUUUUAAAUAAUUAAUGUAUACGCCCCCUAGGGCGAAAUAAAAAUUUGUGUUAAAUUUCAUAUGGUGUAUUGGUAUAA
Messenger RNA from Brassica oleracea var. oleracea, 952 nucleotides. RefSeq names its product putative expansin-B2. Gene Ontology annotation, biological process: sexual reproduction. Lineage: Eukaryota; Viridiplantae; Streptophyta; Magnoliopsida; Brassicales; Brassicaceae. The record is from RefSeq and is a predicted model, not a curated record. Gene Ontology annotation, cellular component: extracellular region.